AUGGAGGCGCAGGUCGCGGAGAUACAGCAACAUGGUCGCAUCACCUCCGAGGAGGAGGGCGGUUGCGACUCGGACAUACCGGCGACGGUGGUGGUCACGGAAGAGGACGCCGGCAACAACAAAUGCGAUGACGUCGUCAUCGGCGGGGCUCAACCGGGUAUUCGUGGCGGCCUCGUCGACAUGACGAUGACGUCGGAUUCUGAAGACUGCGCAGGCCCCCGCGUACCGCCUCGUCGACUCGUCGGCGCAGGCGACCACCACGCAGCUUGUCGAUCGGCGCCUGAUCGACGAGUUGGUCUGCGUGAGACAGGCCCGCGGAACUCGAUGGCGCCGCGACAUCACGACGAGCUGCGUCCAGCGCGGGCAGUCUUGUGGCCGGCGUUCCUACCGCCUUCGCACCGCAUCAAGAAAGAGCACCUCAUAAGAAUCAAGCGGGCCACGUGCGCGUCUGGAAACAGCGAAUCGAGCCCUCUGGCGGCGCUGGAGAAGGUCAAACUAUUACUGAUCACGUAUCACUGCACGAGUGCCGACGCUGCCCUGGCGCUCCUGGGCAGUGGGACCCUGCGGCGCAGCACAUCUGCACCUGAAGAGCUUGAGGGUCGCAGCAACUUCGAGCUGUGUCUGAUGGCCAUGAAGAACCCCGACGUACUCGACGGAGGCCAGGUGAAGGCUGGCGCAGUUGUUUUAGUGACCACCGCAGCGGUGCUGACCACCAAAGCCAAAGUGACGCCACGCCUGCGCCAGGCCGCCCUGGGCUUCGCCGUAACCGCUCCCCGUCGGACCAAGGGCCGCGCAGCACAGCGCUCUUGCGCGGCGUUCCGCGGCACCGCGAACGCAACGGUGUCGCCCGCGGACGGCCUCGGGAGGCUCGUCACCUUCGAGCGCCUCGUCCUGCACGCCGACGGCACGAGCUUGCAGCUCGGUCCUGGGUCCCUGCUGCGGUGCUUGGCGUCGGCGUUCGUCACGGGAGUCUCCCACAACUACCUGCUGCUGUCGAACGGCACGGAACUGCGCGUCACGCCCGCGGUGCUGGCAGGACUGCUGGUCGAGGCCGAGGACAUGUGCGCGCCGUUGGAGAACAAGUUCAACCUGCGCUCUCCCGGUCACCGCGUCGUACGCAUGCGCUACAUGUUCGACAGGUACGUCCAGCCGCUGACGACGCAGCCCGACGGCGGCGGCGUGCUGCUGCCGGAGUCGCACGUCGCUGCGUGGAUCCCGGGUGUGGGGUGGCUGCCAAUGGCGUUCCUGGCUGCAACGCACGAUAUCCCGAGAUGCUUGCAUCAGCAUAACGGUGCGAUGCGCGCGGUGGAGUGUUCCGAAGAACAGGCGAUGAACUCCGCCGGUACGGGCUACGCGGAUCAAGACCGCUCGGCCGCGACAGACAGCAACCCUGCAGCCACGCCCUUGGAUGGGUCGAUGGAGGUGGUUGCGCUGAGGGUGGUUGCGCGCAUGAACGGCGUCGUCGCGCGCGAGCGAGGCCUGUGCAUCAAGGCGCAACUGUGGCCGGCAACCAUCCCGGGCGAGCUGCGCGAGAGCCUGGAGUACCAGACGUGCCUGGCACUGGAGGAUGAUGAUGCACCUGCAACUCCCAGCUCGCCGCUUGGAUCGCGAGGUGACGCGAAACUCUGCCUGCUCGUGUACGAAUGUACCGAUGCAGACGCGCUUCGUGCCCUACUCGGCGGCGGGCUCCUGCAGCAUCUGAGAGCGCAGUACGCCAGCGUCAGCGCGGCCCACUGGAGGCGGAUGGACCCGCCCUGCCUCCAGCUGCUCCUGGAGGCCACGCACGACGUCGCCACAGCCACCCACGACGUGACAGCCCUGCAGAAAAUGCAGCAGAUCAAGGCACGGAGUGCUGCCCUGCGGAGAGACGCGGAGCGCGGCGUGCAAGAGGCCGCGCUGGAGUUCAGGGUCGUUGCUGCCAACACCCAGAGCACGCGCACUGCCGCCCCCGCGUCCCGUCAGCCCCGGCCGGCGUUCCGGUGCUGCGAGAUCGGGCGUCACCCGGUGGUGUGUCCCUGCCGCAGCCUGGAGGGUUUGGUGACGUUUGAAAGCGUGGUCCUGGACGAGGAUGGCGAGAUGCAGUUCGGGGACGGGUCGCUGCUGCGGUGUCUGGCUUCGGCGUGGAUUGAACGCUUCCCGCACAGGGAUCUGCUGGUGGACGGCGAAGGGGGUCUGCGCGUGACGCCGGCGCUGCUGGCGGGCUUACUCUGCGAGGUGGAGGUCAUGUGCACCCCGCUGGAGAACAUCGAACCAGAGACCCCCGGCAGCAGGUUGCUGCGCCUGCGCCGUAUGUUCGACACGUACGUCGUGCCGCUCAUGCAUCUCCCGGACGGCGGUGGCGUGCUUCUGCCGCCGUCACAGAUGGUGAGUUGGCUGGCGGGGGUUGGAUGCAUGCCGACGGCGUGUUGCGCUGCAUGGAAUGAUCUGCCGCACGGUUCCCGUCCUAGGAAGUCGCAAAAACCUGGGUCUCGGGCCACACGCAAGCGUGACCGCGAGCCGGGAGGAGCGGCACAGCAAGGGAGGCUGCAGCGCAGGUGA
Molecule: messenger RNA, 2538 nt
Organism: Pedinophyceae sp. YPF-701
Lineage: Eukaryota; Viridiplantae; Chlorophyta; Pedinophyceae
Source: the annotation of a GenBank genome assembly